This is a messenger RNA of Octopus sinensis (East Asian common octopus), 420 nucleotides long. Its product is annotated as 60S ribosomal protein L9-like. Gene Ontology annotation, cellular component: ribosome; cytosolic large ribosomal subunit. The transcript is spliced from 2 exons. The coding region runs from base 1 to 420 and encodes 139 amino acids. Lineage: Eukaryota; Metazoa; Mollusca; Cephalopoda; Octopoda; Octopodidae. Gene Ontology annotation, molecular function: structural constituent of ribosome; rRNA binding. Gene Ontology annotation, biological process: cytoplasmic translation. The record is from RefSeq and is a predicted model, not a curated record.
AUGGUUUUCAUAUUCAUUGAUAUUAAUUUAGUUACAUUCGAAAUUAAAGCACGACUGAUAACAAUCACAGGUCCUCGGGGUAGUCUCACAAGAAGUUUCCGCCAUGCUUCAAUAACCAUUAUAAAAAUGGGGAAACAACGUAUUAUGCUAGAAAAAGUCAAUUCUACAACUCGUGAUGUCGCUCUUCUGAACACAAUUUCCUCCCACAUCACCAAUAUGAUCAAAGGAGUGACAAAAAUCGAGAAAUUAUUUGGAGGACUUGAAAAACGAAAUUAUUCUUUUCCGCAGGGUGUGACGAUUAGACCUUCAGGGUUAUUGAAGGAUGAGUACUACGUCGAGGGGAAUGAUAUUGAAUUGGUGUCUCGUUCUGGUAUCCGUUCUUUAGUGACUGUUAGCCUCUUCUUUGCACGAGAUGUGUAA